Molecule: messenger RNA, 1930 nt
Organism: Hydractinia symbiolongicarpus
Lineage: Eukaryota; Metazoa; Cnidaria; Hydrozoa; Anthoathecata; Hydractiniidae
Product: lysophospholipid acyltransferase 1-like
Exons: 16
Coding region: 123-1559 (478 amino acids)
Biological process (GO): lipid modification
Cellular component (GO): membrane
Molecular function (GO): acyltransferase activity
Source: RefSeq, a predicted model, not a curated record
CACAACUUUCGUUUUCUGAAAGCCAAAACAAAACAAAUAAAGCAUAACACAAAACAAAAAGGGAGGACAUCCAUUAUUACACACACGUGCCCUUAAAUACAGUACUUAUAAAGUAUUUAACAAUGGCUGUGAUGUCUAAUGUGUUUCAUAACUUGAAAGACAUCACAGGCUUGACAUAUGAUCAGGUGAAGUUUGUUGUGACUGUAUUUCUAUGUUUACCCUUGAGUUACAUUUUCCGCACCUGUUGCAGUACGAAAACUAUUUCACCUGCUACAAGACAUUACCUUUCAUUGAUAUGUGGGGCUGGUCUUCUCACAUUUUGCUUUGGAAGACAAGCAGUGCACCUUUUGCUGUCUUCUGUGAUGAGUUACAUUCUUAUGCUUUGCAUUGAUGAAGCUGUUGUUCAUAGAUAUGUAUUUGUGUGUGCAAUGACAUAUCUUUCAGUCAUUCACAUCAAUCGUAUGCUCACUCAAAAUGGUUAUGUGAUAGACAUCUCAGGGCCACUUAUGCUUGCAACAAUCAAAAUAACAUAUGUUGGUUUUAAUAUACAUGAUGCUUUCAUGUUGAAGAGGGAAGACGAAAAUAAACCAACAAAACCAACAUUGUUGGAAUACCUCAGUUACAUAUUUGGCUUUACGACAGUGUUUUGUGGCCCACCACCUGAAUUUCAGGAUUACAAAGCAUUCAUCGAAGAAACACAAUACAUCAAAUUUACGCAGCAAAAAAAGAUUCCAUCACCUGUUCUUCCAGCUUUAGCUAAAUCUGUAUUAGGGUACGCAAUGGUAGCUUGUUACGCAAUAUUGGUACCCUAUUAUGAACCUCACUUUCUUGGAAACAAGGAAAGGUUAGCCAACUCUAGUUUGUUGUCAAACAUAUUGUUCGCUGAAAUGGUUAUAUAUCUCAACAAAGCGAAAUAUUUUUCACCGUUUUUAAUCGGAGAAGGUGUUGGUAAUAUGGCUGGUCUUGGUUUUAAUGGAUACGAUAAAAAUGGAAAUCCGUUGUGGAAUAAACUUCAAAAUAUGAAUCCGUUUGGUUUAGAGAUUGCACGAAAUAUUAAAGAAAAGGUGGAAUGCUGGAAUAUUGUCACGAAUAGAUGGUUAAAAAAAUGCAUAUACAAUCGAACUCGCCACAUGCCGCUCUUAAUGACCUGGUUUUUCUCCGCAUUCUGGCAUGGUUUCUAUCCAGGCUAUUACAUGUUUUUUGUGCCUGUUGGAGUAGGACUCUUCGUCGCGAGAAAGAUGCGCCGAAAAGUUCGACCAUACUUCUUACACUCACCUGCACGUAAGAUAUUCUACGAUGUUGUGACUUUGCUAUGUACAAGAAUGAUUGUUAGCUUUUACGCUGCAGCGUUUACGAUGAUGGAUGCGAGAGCAACGUUAAGAUUUUGGCGCGGUGCGUACUACUAUGGGCAUGUCAUACUAGUUGUUGGUCUGGUCCUGAUUUUUAUUCUGCCUGACGCGGAAGUUUUGGAAGGAAAGCAAAAUGGCGUCUUACAUAUGCCAAAUGGAAGCAGUUUGCACGACAAGAAUGGGUUCACAAAAACAUCGCAUGAAGAAUAGCGCCUGUUUAUGUAUUCUUUAUUUUUACACUGGUUCUUUGAAAGAUAGCCUCAGACCAUUUUGCGCUGGUUACAAAUUUACUUCGCUUUUUCGUCGGUUGUUGGCAGCCUCAUACUUUUUUUUGUUGAGCUUUCAUACUCACCCUUUCGAUUUGCUUUACGAUAUGUUAACUAUCAAGGUCUUCAGACUGACGCUGACCCCUUGUCCGCGAGAAUCCUCAAUAUAGCAUUGUCAAGACCCAGUGGCGCCAAAUGAUCCGACAAGGUAGAAAGUUUUAUAAAGUUAUUUUUAUGUGUUUAGGCUAUGGAUAAUGUUUUUGUACAAUUUGAAAAUAAUUAUUUUUUGUUCGUAAACAAAACAAGAUUUUUUUA